GCGGAGGGCGGUGUGGCGGCGGCGGCGGGGGCGGCACGGGGGGAGCGCAGCGCCGCGGAGCCGCCGCCGGGGCAGCCCAGCGGGUCCGCCGGGAGCACCCGCGCGGGCCCCGCUCCGGGUGAGGGGGGAGCGGAGCGGAGCGGGGAGCGGUGCCCGUGCCGCCGCCGCCGCCACCAUGUCCGGGCGCGGCCACAACAAGCUGCCGACCACCGAGCGCAUCGUCAAGGCCGUCCCGUUCCCUCCCACGCAGCGGCUCACUCUGAAGGAGGUGUUUGAGGAUGGCAAGCCCAGGCUCGAUGUCCUCAAGAGCCACUUGGUGAAGGAAGGGCGGCUGGAGGAGGACGCGGCGCUGAAAAUCAUCAACGACGGCGCCGCCAUCCUGAGGCACGAGAAGACCAUGAUCGAGGUGGAGGCUCCAAUCACAGUGUGUGGUGACAUCCACGGGCAGUUCUUUGACCUGAUGAAGCUCUUUGAAGUGGGAGGAUCGCCCAAUAACACCCGCUACCUCUUCCUGGGGGACUACGUGGACAGAGGCUACUUCAGUAUAGAGUGCGUGCUGUAUUUAUGGAGUUUAAAGAUAAAUCAUCCCAAAACGUUGUUCCUCCUUCGAGGGAACCACGAGUGCAGGCACCUCACAGAGUACUUCACCUUCAAGCAGGAAUGCCGGAUCAAGUACUCGGAGCGAGUGUACGACGCGUGCAUGGACACCUUCGACUGUCUUCCUCUUGCUGCCCUCCUCAACCAGCAGUUCCUGUGUGUGCACGGGGGCCUGUCGCCAGAAAUCACAUGUCUAGAUGACAUUAGGAAAUUAGACAGGUUUAAGGAGCCUCCAGCCUUCGGUCCGAUGUGUGACCUGCUGUGGUCGGAUCCCUCGGAGGAUUACGGCAACGAGAAAACCCUGGAGCACUUUGCCCACAACACUGUCCGGGGCUGCUCCUAUUUCUACAGUUAUCCUGCAGUGUGUGAAUUUUUGCAGAACAAUAGUUUGUUAUCCGUAAUCCGAGCUCACGAAGCCCAGGAUGCUGGGUACCGAAUGUACAGGAAGAGCCAGACCACGGGCUUUCCCUCGUUAAUCACAAUCUUCUCUGCACCAAAUUACUUAGAUGUCUAUAACAACAAGGCUGCUGUACUGAAAUACGAAAACAACGUCAUGAACAUCAGGCAGUUCAACUGUUCCCCUCACCCCUACUGGCUCCCAAACUUCAUGGAUGUCUUCACAUGGUCUUUGCCUUUCGUAGGGGAAAAGGUCACCGAGAUGCUCGUGAACAUCCUCAACAUCUGCUCCGACGACGAGCUGAUCUCGGACGGCGACGAGACCUUGGAAGGUGGGACAACGGUGCGUAAGGAGAUCAUCAGGAAUAAGAUCAGAGCCAUCGGGAAGAUGGCACGGGUCUUCUCAGUCCUUCGGGAGGAGAGCGAGAGCGUGCUGACCCUCAAAGGCCUGACCCCCACAGGUACCCUGCCCCUGGGAGUGCUCUCGGGGGGCAGGCAGACCCUGCAGACCGCCACAGUAGAAGCGGUAGAGGCACGGGAAGGUAUGGCUAGAACCCGGCGAGAGACUCAAAUCAUCUCCGUGUCCAUCCGAGGCUUCUCCCCGCAGCACAAGAUCCGCAGCUUCGAGGAGGCGCGGGGGCUGGACCGCAUCAACGAGCGCAUGCCCCCGCGCAAGGAUUCGCUGCACUCGGACGGCCCCGGCGGCCUGCUCACCUCCAACUCUGCCGACAAGAACGGCACGGGCAAGAAACCCCAGUGAGCCCGCCCCGGGAGCCACGCCUGGACGGAUUUUAUUUAUUUAUUAUUAUUAUUAUUAUUAUUAUUAUGAUCGGGGUGGGGGCGGGGGCAGGGGGAGAAACCGACUUCACCUGGAGGCACGUCCAUAAAUCCAGUCUGCAUCUGUUCUCUGUAAGAAAGCGACCAUUUUGUAAUUUGUUUUUGGGUUUUUUUUUUAAUUUAUGUUCGGUAUAUAUAUAAAAAAUGUCCUUUUUUUUUUUUUUUAAUUUAGAAACCAAUCCAACUGCUAGUGCAUCCCGGGAAUGUUGUGCUGUCCAGCUGCCCUCCCCGAGAGGCCAAACCUCUGCUGGGGGGGGAUGGAUUAAAAAAACAAAAAUCAGUCAAACCAGGCAACUUGGGUCGUUGGCUUUGGCACAAUUUGGGAUUAGCCUGAGCUUUCCAAAGCAGGUCCUUCCCUUCAGGAUACGGUUGGGUUGGUUUUCCUUUUCACAUCUGUUUUCUUCCCGGAUUUUCCCUGUUGUUUUCUUCCACCUCUUGCCUACCUGCAGCUGCUGCUUUAGCACCCAAUUCCCUGGAAGGCAUUGCUGGGAUCCAUCCCUCUUUCCCAAGGUGACAGCCAGGGGUAGCUCCAAAGGACUCCAGGGUUGGUGACUCCAGUCACCUUUUCCCUCAGGAAUUCAGCUUUAUCCCAGGGGAGUCCCAAAGGAAAACAGGGAGAAGGUGUGGGAAGUGCUGCCCCUUGCUGUGGCUCUUCCUCUUGGAGCAGCCAGUUUGUGCUUGGGAAUUCCCUUGGGAAUGCCACUGAUUCAGAGCAGAGGAAUUAUCUCUGCUGCCUGCUGAUCCUUGGGAAAGCUGCAGGGCCUGAAUUUUAAAGGAAAAGGGGACGUUUUGUACCCUGGAGGCUGCAGCUCCCAGCACCACAGGCUGCCCAGCCCACGGCACAUUCCCUGCCCUGGCUCUGGAGUCGGCCCUUGCUGAGCAGUUUGGGGUGUGGGGGACAGGGGGGUCCCCCCCAGUGUCACCUCCCUGUCCCCAGCGGGGUCUUCCACCCUCUGUGCUUGAUUUGGGCAUCACCCACCCUUGGCUCUUCAGCCUUUCCCAGCAGCUGGAGCAGGGGGUUGCUGGUGAAAUUUGGGAUGAGAUGGGGGGGCCCUGCUGGAUUUGGGAGAUUUGGUUCUGUGCUGGUGACAGGGCAGCCCUGGGAGGGGCUGGAAGGCAGAACCGGGUGGAUCUGGCAGGGAUUUUGGCAGGGUGUUCUGGACAGGGACCCUGGGGACACCCCCUGGGUGUUGUGGGGGGUUUGGAGUGGGAGCUGAGCAUUCUGAGCGUUCCUUCACUGGAACUGGGAGUGCUGGGGAAGGGAUUUGUGGGAUUCCCUUUGAUCCCUUCCCGUGUGAGCCGUGCCCAUUGCCCGGAGCCGAGGCAGCAGCUCCUGGAGCUCCCCCCUCCAGCUCUCCCCCUUCUCCCGUGCUCUCCGCAGGCAGGGCUGAGCCUCUCCCAGGGGAGCUUUGCCAAGGCUUUCCCUGGAUCUUGCUCCUUCCCUCGGCGAUUCCAGCGCCAGAGGAAAGCAGCAACUUCCCAGGAAGCUUUCAGCUUGUCUUAGGAUCACACGUCACCUAAUCCCACGGGGCUGUUUAGGAUUCUGUGAGCAGACCGCUGGCUUUCCACACUUUUCAGUCACAUGCCUCCACUUUCCCCUUUUCUUUUUUCUUUUUUUUUUUUUUUCCUUUUCUUGGUGUUUUUGGUUUUUUCCCCCCUUUGAUCCCUUUAUUUUUUUACACGCCCACCGCUUAGCGAAAAAAAAGUGCGAGAUGUUUGGAGCGAGCUUCUCUUCCCCCCAGUCCGAGGAGUGGGGCCAAAUUGCCUUUUGUCUGUGAGUAUUUCUUUGUCCUUCCAGGGCCUCCUGUGAGCGCGGUGAGCCCGUGUGUGGUACCCGGGCGCCGCCCGGGGCUGCCCGUGCAUGUUCGGGCGUGUUGUGCUGACCCAGGCUGGGAUCUCACCCAAGCAGCCAGGUUUUAGUCGGGAUAUUUGGGAUGGGAAUUGCGGGACCCCGAGCCUGGCACCCCCCCCUGUUCCCAGCUUUUUUGGGGGGGUCAGCAGGGCCCGGCCCAUCACUGAGGGGGAUUUGCUUUGCUGGCAGUUUGUCCCCCCCGCCCUCUUCUCCUGCUCUGGCAUCACCAAUUCCUCCUCCCCAAAAUCCUUUUGGACCUUGUGGUUUGGGGGGCUCAGAUCCAAUCCCCCAAUCCCUGGGGCUGCUGGAGCUGCAGCUUCCCCGUGUCCCAGCCCUGCAGAAGGGCUGGAUGUUUUUUGUCUUGGCCCUGGAGAUGAUGGCCAGGGGCUGGACGUUGGUUGUCCUGGCCCUGGAGAUGGUGGCCAAGGGCUGGAAGUUGGUUGCCCCAGCCCCAGAGGUGGUGGCCAAGGGCUGGACGUUGCCCCGGUGUCCCUGUGACACCGGCACACGUGGAUGUCACACUGCCAGGUCCCCUCUUCCCUUUAAAGCAGUUCCCGAGGGGGUGAGGAGCAGCGAUGGGGCUCUGGGUGCUAAUUACCCCCCCAAUUAACGCCCCCUCUCCGUGCUGGGCUUCCCCUGCCACAACCCCGAGCUGAGAUCCCCCCUCCCCUCUUUCGGGGACAACCUCGGAGCAGAAUCCCCUGCCCCGAUCCCCACCACGGCAAACCAAAAAUCAAUCCAGAAACGCCCCCAAACUCCCCCUUUUUCCUCCUUUUCUCCCCCAAAUCCAGCGCCUCGGAGCUGGGCUUGUCUCUGACCCCUCUGAGCUCCCGCCCAUCCCUUCCCAUCCCCGGCUGCCACCUGGAGCUUGGACAGCCCGGGAUUGUGGGGACCCGACCCGAGGGAGCCCCAGAUCCAGGGAACGCCCCCACCUCCCGCAGCCUGGGUUUUUUUGCAUGUUCUAGCAAGGUGCAUGUCCAAGGAGGGGAGUCGGCAAUGGGCCGGGUGUGGGUUGAGUUCAAGCUUCAUUUUCUUUUUGGGAUUGGGAGAACCCCUCUGGCACGGAUCCCGCCUGGCCAGGGGAGCUGGCAGGGAUGCAGAUCCCACCAAACCUCGGCCAGGGAGGACCUGAAGCCCUGCAGGGGUGCAGUGGUGGUGAUUUUAGGGUUCUCAGUGCUGAAGGAUCAUACGCCCGUUGCCUGGAGACUGCCUCCUUUUUAAUUUUUACUUUUAUUUCUUGCUCUCUUUUUUUCCUUUUUUUUUUUUUUUUUUUUUUUUUAGUUCUGUUGAAAGGAGAAAAAAAAUGGUGAAAAUGUUAUUUAUUGGCAGAAAUUAUUUAAUAUAAUUUCUUUUUUUUUUUUUUUGUGAAACAAGGAAUGAAUUUGUUAGAACCGUCUCGAUGUAAAUCGGAGUCAUCUUUAAGGAGGAAAAAAAAAAGAAAAAAAAAGUUAAAAAUUGACACAGUCA
Prinia subflava (tawny-flanked prinia) is the source of this 5149-nucleotide messenger RNA. RefSeq names its product protein phosphatase 3 catalytic subunit gamma (gene PPP3CC). Gene Ontology annotation, molecular function: calmodulin-dependent protein phosphatase activity; calmodulin binding. Lineage: Eukaryota; Metazoa; Chordata; Aves; Passeriformes; Cisticolidae. Bases 176 to 1753 code for a protein of 525 amino acids. The transcript has 14 exons. The record is from RefSeq and is a predicted model, not a curated record. Gene Ontology annotation, biological process: calcineurin-mediated signaling. Gene Ontology annotation, cellular component: calcineurin complex; cytoplasm.